UUGCAACACUCAGGGUGUCUCAACUGCACCAAAUCUGUGGGGAAGCAAAAGCUUUUAGUCACAAGUCUCGGCAUGUUGCAGUAUUUCUGGGCUGUUCAGGGUAGCGUUAUAAACAGAGAACUGUAAACACACCCGAAAUGCAUUAUACUGCCAAACAGCCAAUGGCGGGAGAAAAAUAGGAAACUGUGGCUGCCCCCUCUGGGCCGCUGAGCACAAUGUCAGAGAGAUGCCACUGACGUCGGCCAGAGCUCAGUGCAGCUGUGAGGAGAGACGGAAAGAAAGAGAGAGAGGAACAGAAAGGAGGGGGCUGUGAGCAUCACAGCCAGCGAGCAGGAGAAAAGGAGGAGAAUUCAUGCGGAGGAGGGGUUUCAUCAUGAGUGAGAGAGCUUAAAAGAGAUGGUGAGAAAGAGAGAGAGAGCGAGGCUGUGUAUGUGAGGGAGGAAGAUGCUGUUGCCAGGGAACAGCGGUGAGGUCGAACCGUCCAUCUUUUCCAGCUCGCAGGAGGAUAAAAACAUAUUAAAUCAUGGAUACAAACUGGACUGAAUGCGAGGGGAGGAAUAACAGCUGAUCCUGACUGCAAGCGGCCGAAGAGAAUCAAAGAGAAGGAGGAGACAAUUUCUCUCUCAGGCUCCAUACGCAGCACCAGUAAAGAGCAAGAAGAUUGGGCCCUGAACACAAGAGUGUCCCACCUGCAGAUGUAAACAGUGGUUACCCUCACUCUGCUCAGGCAGAUUCAAGGAGGAGGAAGAGCAGGACAAGAGAGAGGAGCACCUGAAAUCCAACUUCAAAACGGCACAGAGGAAGUGUUCUUAAUUACACAAUUAAGCUGAAGCCUGUCCUCCCUGGCAGAGGAUGGGUACAGCAGAAGCCACUUUACGCAUGGACAGCAUGGAGGUGAAGGAUGAGUGGCAGGAUGAGGACUUCCCCAGGCCACUACCAGAGGAUGGAUAUGUUGAUUCCUCAUGUGGCCUCACUGACAGCAGAACCAAUCCUCCCACCUCUCUGAAUGUGGGUGAGUCCAUGGCCCAGCGUAAGCGCCGCACUCUGGUCGCCCCUGACAUGAAUCUUUCCCUGGAUCAAAGCGAGGGAUCGGUGCUCUCUGACGACUUCCUGGAAACGCCUGAUGACCUGGACAUCAAUGUAGACGACAUAGAGACUCCUGAUGAGACUGAUUCACUGGAGUUCAUCAACAACGGCAACGAGCUGGAGUGGGAAGAUGACACUCCUGUGGCCACUGCCAAGCGUCUUCCAGGUGAAAGUGAAGAGGAGAGAGACUCUUCCGGUCGUCUGUGGCGAACUGUGAUCAUUGGUGACCAGGAGCAGCGGAUUGACAUGCAGGUCAUCAGACCAUACCUGAGGGUGGUCACACAUGGAGGUUAUUACGGUGAGGGUCUGAAUGCCAUCAUUGUGUUUGCUGCCUGCUAUCUCCCUGACAGCAGUUGUGAGGACUACACGUACAUCAUGGAGAAUCUCUUCCUAUAUGUUGUGAGCAGCCUGGAGCUGCUGGUGGCUGAAGAUUACAUGAUUGUUUACAUGAAUGGAGCAACUCCUCGUAGGAAGAUGCCCGGCAUCAGCUGGCUGAAGAGAUGCUACCAGAUGAUUGACAGGAAACUGAGGAAGAAUCUAAAGUGUCUCAUCAUCACUCACCCAACAUGGUUCAUCCGGACUGUCCUGGCCAUCUCAAGACCUUUCAUCAGCGUGAAGUUCAUGGAUAAGAUCCGGUACGUUCACACCCUGGAGGAACUCAGCCAGAUCAUCCCCAUGGAGCACGUGCAGAUCCCCGAGUGUGUGUUGCAGUAUGACGACGAGAAGAUAAGAGCACAAAGGGAAAGACUUCAGCAAGAGCAGCAGCAGACAAACCCAACACCGCCCAAAGAAAGGCCAAAGUCAAUGAUCACAGAGGUUGGCCGUGACAUUUGACAUUAAGAUGUGAAUUACCUCAACACUUAGAUAAACGAAAGGCUAUAAAAGUAAAGAAACAAUCAUAUGUCUCGUUGUGGGCUCUGAGAUGUGUCCUUCUUCAUGCCAUAAAAUAUAGCACCAUCAGAUUACUAUCAAUCACCAAGUCCAGCUCAUUUUCUCCUUCGCCAAGUCAUGUUUCAGUUCUUUAAAUUUCAGACUGCGAUCGACUCCAAGAAAUGUUAGCUGAUCUUCCAACACCGAACAACGUGUUACAUAAAUCGCAGCUGCUCGUCUCUUUAAGCCUCUGUACAACCGAUCAAUUCUAUUUUUAAUGGCUUGUACAAACUGCGGUCCUGGCAAAUUGAUCCACGAUGCACACAGCCUGUCCUGAAAUCGGGGGAAAUACCCACCGCAGUAAGUCAGGGUGUGUAAGGCAGGAUGAGGUGGGUUAUUUUAGAAACUCAACCCCCCCCUUCUGUGCACCCCUGUGCUGCUGACCAAUCCUGUCAGCCUCCAUAUAUCAAAGGAGCUAUCAGCCGGAGGACUGGCUGACAUCCCAGGAAUGGAUACAGGCACCAUCUCUUAACUAAAUGCCAACGGAGGAAGCAAGGGGAAAAUAAAUAGGCUAACCUGAUAUGUGUCAAGUUGGGUUUAGUUUAGAUUUUGUACAUGCCUACAGACAAAUACCAGGAUUAUAUAAGAAAUGUUGUGUUUGUAGAGAUGCACAAAUGUCACCUGACAUCUGUCAGGACAAAGGUGAUGGACAAAGAAAGAGACUGAAACUGCCUGAAUUUACAUUACAGAGCUUUAAAUUGAAGAACCAGUGGGGAACAUUCACUCAUUAAAAUGGGAGUCAACUGGACCACCGUCACAUGCUUGUCCCACAGGAUUAAAUCUCCUGACUGGAUCCAUUAACUGCAAGACAAUCAUUUCUCAGAAACAUAACCUUCAGUGACAUGCUUGCUUCUAACUUAAAGUAAAUUUACACCAAAGCAUUAAACGAUAGAGCUAAAUCAAAAAUGAUUAGCUCCCUGCAUGUCAAGAUGAGCUUUAUCUACAGCAUGACUUCAACUAUAUGAAAACAUGAUUUACAUGGAUGAAUACUCAAGCCGGGAAUAUUGUUUGAUUUAAAUUGUACAUACUUGUAUAUAUAUAUAAAUAUAUAUAUAUUUUGUGAAAGCGUUUGCACAAAUAUUUGAUAUGAAUGGCAUGGGUGUUGUUUGGUUUCAUGGCUGUUAACUGAAAAAACAGUGUGCAAUGAUAUUGUUCUUAGAACUCCAGUGGAUGUUACUGAUGCAAACGUGAGUUACAGUUUUCCAGGGUUUGAUAUGCAGGUGGCAUGCUUGUUUAUAUCCUUCCGUCUCUUUUACAUUUGUAUUUGUCAGUUUUUAAGUCAUUUGCCAUCGUGUUUCCAAAGGUACUUUUCCAAGAUGGAAGUAAUACAUUGUUAUACAAUACAUUGCAAUAUAUUUAAAGAGAGUCAGAUUUAUUGAUAACAGUGUUAUUUAUGAAAAUGUGCCAUUUGCUGUUUGUCAAAAAAAUAAAUGAAUAAAUGAGUGAACGAGA
This is a messenger RNA of Acanthopagrus latus (yellowfin seabream), 3468 nucleotides long. It is a transcript of the gene atcayb, whose product is annotated as ATCAY kinesin light chain interacting caytaxin b. Gene Ontology annotation, biological process: apoptotic process. Lineage: Eukaryota; Metazoa; Chordata; Actinopteri; Spariformes; Sparidae. Bases 853 to 1920 code for a protein of 355 amino acids. The transcript has 14 exons. Gene Ontology annotation, cellular component: cytoplasm. The record is from RefSeq and is a predicted model, not a curated record.